ACGUUUUAUUUUGUACCACCAAACUUGCUCGUAUAACUACUCGUCUUAAAUAGGAAAAACGUUGAUGUGUUUGGUCACUUCUAACUUUAUCUCUGUUUGAUACCAUUGAAUGAAUGGGGCUAAGCUAAAUGCUAUCAAAGUGUCGCAGCGCGCUCCAGCGCUUACGUGCACGCACACAGAUGACAGAGGGAUGUAUCAACAAUUCUUAGUUAAGUUAAUAACAUAGUUUAAUAUUGAAAAUGAGUAGACUAUUCCUUUAAGUAAUCGUGUUAUCCCCUUUUUCCCAAAAUCAUUUACAUUUUAAUCAUAAACAUUAACACAGUCUUUUUAUGACUAAAAUAACAGUAAAGGGUAAAAAAAAUAAUUGGCAAAAAUUAAAACGGAUAAAACCGAAUUUGCAAAAAUUAAAACGGACAAAACGGAAUUUGGGAAAAAAUAAAACAGAAUUUGGGAAAAAAUAAAACGGAUUUUAUAGGGUCCUAAUCAAUGUCGUAUCGGCCCACACUGGCCGUUGUGCGGGUUCCGAACACAUACUUGAUUGUACCAUUGUACAACAACAUAAUUUUAGUAAAGAUAAUGACCAGUGGUUAUGAUUCAUCACCAUGAUGGCCACAUACAGAACGAUUACGUACAACUUAGUUAAUGUCAAUAAUUAAUCUGUCAUACGAUAACCAGAGGUUAAUUGCUAAGGCAGUUUAACAAUGCCGCUCCAUGCUUACGUUCUAUUGUUAAAAAGUACCCAUGUGUAGCCCAUACAGUCACCCACAUACAACUUAAUGCAGAUCUUAUACUACAACCAGAGGUUUAAGUUGGCUCUGUCCAACCUGAUAUAGUAAAUAAUAGGACUAUACAACAAUGUAAUUAUAGCAGAGAUACUGACCAGCGGUUAUGACUCAUCACCCUGAUGGCCCACAUGUAAAUGCGACUGUAUAACAACUUAGUUAGAGACAGAACUUAAUAAGCAUGAUUUAACCCCGAUCAUAGAUACAUGGUAACAAAGAUAUAUCAUAAUACUUUAUAAUAACUUAGAAGAGUCAAUAAAACAGAGCAAAUUAGAAUGAAUGCAAACGUAACAAUUUAUUAACCAGGUAGGAAAAACAUAACUCAGAAGCCAAUUAAUAUAUCCAAUUCGAAUACAAAACAAUCAAACGAAAAUCCAUUGCACACCUGAUAAGUAGAUGAAGAUCUGGUUACAGAUUCCUCAAAAAGAAAUAAAAAUACAUGAUGCUGUAUCAAAGAGGGUUCCUUUCUGAAUAUAGAAAAUCCCACCUAAAUCUUUUACCUUUUUUCAUAAAUAUCCAGAGAACAAAGCAUUGUGAUAAUGAUAUACUGAUUGGUUCUUCUAAACCCAGGGGUGUUGCCUACUAUACACACAGUGGGUGAUUGGUCAACAUGUCUAAGGUAGGAGGUGUCUCCCAACAACAUUAGGUUAAGUUUACUUAUUUUAUUUUCACAGUUAAAAUUGAAUUCUGUUGUUAUAUUAAUACUCUAAAGAUUGGUAAAUUGAUUAGUUGCAAAGUUAUGUAUAAUUAGUAAAAUGUCUAAACAGGACUAUUGAAAUAGAGAGAACAAUUACAAUGAUUGAGAUUUGGUUGCUAUUAUAGUGUAAUAGUAUUUGUUAAUAAAACAUCUUAAAAUCACUAUUUAAAAUAUUCAGACAAGUGGUAUAAGUCAGCAAGUAAAUCUUUUUAUUUUUUAUCUCAUACUGUAGCUCUGUCUUCAAUCAAAUGUUUUCUAUGAUAUAUGUGAGACAAUUGGUUUCAAGGCCAGAGAAAUAGGAAAACAAACUUUAAUCUCUAAAGCCCGUUCUCUAUAGUCAACACUGAUAGCAUGAACCCAAACACUGGCUUCCAUUUUGUGGAGUGUUACAGAUUUUUGCUUCUUCUUUGACACAGACCUACAAGAGAAGCGUCAGUUAAGCUCAGCUUGAUUUAAGUUUACUCUUUUACCUGAACUAGUCAGAAAACAAAGUUUGAGGAUGUGGACCUGGACCAGGUUUUUGUCUUUAUUAGCUAGUGCCCUGAUCUUACGGACUGUGUUACCAUCUUCCCUGGGACAAGCCUGUCAAGGAGAUGAAUUGCCGAGAGAUUUAGUGUUUGACUGGCUAAAAAGGCAGAUCUUGGAACAUUUGGGAAUGGAAGAGCCUCCUCUGCCAUUGCGCCAGAUGCAACCACGGCAGACGAUGGACAGAACUGUGCAACAUGUACUUCCACGAAGAACUAAAGAAAUCAGAGUGGAAAGAAGACACCAUCAAGAGUCCUCACAGUUCAUUCUAUUCCCAAGCUCUGAGUCAACAUGCAUAGAUAUGCCUGAACCCUCUGACACUGCAACUGGUCAUUUCACUUACUACUUUCAGCCUUCUUUAGACAGCCAGGACUCCAUCACCUCUGCCCACUUCUGGUUUUAUGCAGGUGAGGCUAUCGCUUCCAGCAACAUCUCUGCACCUGUCUUCAUCCUCACGUCUUACCAGGAGCUACUCCAAGCAUCUGAAGCCCCAUUAAAAAGCAGCCCUGAUGGCUGGACCACCUAUAAGUUGUAUCGUCAUCUCCACAUUGUCAUGUCUGGUGGCCCUUUUAUGCUGCAGGUUCGCUGCCCAGCCUGCAGCUGCUAUGGUUCAGAGGAAGAUAAAACCCCCUUUCUGCAUCUCCACACCCAGCCAAGUGGUCCUGGUAGGUCCCGUAGAGCUCCUAAGAUCCCCUGGUCACCAGCUGCUAUCGAAAAGCUAAGGAGACCUGCUUCUGUGGACACUAACACAGAUUGCAGAAGAGAACAGAUAGAAAUUUCCUUCAAGGAUCUGGGAUGGGACAACUGGAUUGUUCAUCCUAAGGCUUUUACCUUCUACUAUUGCCAAGGCAACUGCUCCAGCUCUGAGCGCACUACCACCCUUCUUGGGAUUAAGCAAUGCUGUGCUCCUGUUCCAGAGAGCAUAAAGUCACUCCGUUUCACUACAACCUCAGACGGAGGUUACUCUUUCAAAUAUGAGACAUUGCCUAACAUCAUACCAGAGGAAUGCAACUGCAUGUAAUAUUCUGCUUAUGCUUGGUUUUAAGACUAGCUAUUGGUGUGAGGUUAAAACAGUAACCUGUUUUAGAUUAUCAAAGCAUGCUAUGUAUAGAUGAGGAUAGUAAUAGAUAAUACCUAUUCAUAGCUAAUGAUCAAUUUUGCUACUUAAUACUUGCUACUAAAUUAUUUAUUUCCAAAUAUUAACCUUUAUUAAUAUUUAAACUUUGUAAUAAACCAAAAUAAUAAUAAAAUAAAUCCUCCCUUAUUGUUGUUUAUUUAUCAAAUGUCCAAAUAAAGCUUUAAAUAAUUUUUAAAUUUACAGAAAAUUGUUCAAACACUACACAUGAAUGUAAUGAAAUGUAUCAUGAGAUGUUAUUUAAUCUGGUUAAAUAAAGGUUAAAUGGUGAAAAAAUGUCAAAGGUAUACAGUAUUUUUUGUUUUGUUUGUCAUUUUGAAAAUGUUGUUAGACUUUAUUCUGAAAUGAAGUAAGUGACAUUCAGCUGUGCUAUCAACAUACAUGUGCCACCAUGCUUCAUGUGCCAUAGAAUUACAUUUGUGUUUGAAGAACUGAUUGCCACUGAUCUAUAUAAAUGACUGGAUUGCGCAUAGAAUGCUAAAGUAAGAGCAGGAGGUAAAGCCACCCAGCAGCCAAAAUGGUAUAGGCUACCUAACUGACAGAAAGAGUCAUUGAAUAACAUUCAAAAUCAUGGUCUAAACUCAUCCAGUGAAGCAUAUUAGUGGCACAAGAUUAGUUUUCAGAACAAUGCUGUACGGUUGUACACACUGUGUGCACCAUGAUAGGGUGCUAAUGCUGUUUUCUAUAUCAUUUUCAAAUGAUUGUUCAAUUUAUCCAUGUAGACAUUUAGGAAUUGGUGAAAACUGCACGUAAGUGAUUAGGUGCAUAUGACUUUAUCCGGCGCCGGAAGAAUCGACAGCCACCUGACAAAUGUAAUGCAUUUUGGUUAGAAAAUUUGGUUAGAAAAACGUUCCUCGCCGUUGCAGCCACUUCACGAUCACAUGUGCCAGCAAAGUACCCCGAGUGCAAAACGAGAUCAGCCGCCUAGGUAAUUUUAAACAAUUACUACUUUUAAAAAAUGCGGGCCAGGGAGCAGGUCGGGUACAAAAUUUAUUUUUAAUUUUUACAUUUUUGCGGGUGGGUUAGUUGAAAACGUUGCUCGUGUGCAGGUUGUUUAUACAUUGACCCGUGCAUCACUGGCCCCCACACUGACUGCGAAAGGCUUGGUGACGACACUGUUUUUAUUGGCCAGACUGACAACAAACAAUUAGGUGCAUUUUAGUUUUAACCUUACACAGUUUCACUAUGUUCAUAAAUUCAUGUUUCUAUGACAGUAAAACUCUGUUAUUCAUGCCAGUAUUUGUGCGGGGACCAGCUUACCAAUAUGAUAUCUGGCUUUGUCCAUUUGUGCUUUUCAGUAGAGAGAAAGGUCACGCAGUGUCAUACAGG
Misgurnus anguillicaudatus (oriental weatherfish) is the source of this 4468-nucleotide messenger RNA. It is a transcript of the gene inha, whose product is annotated as inhibin subunit alpha. Gene Ontology annotation, cellular component: extracellular region. Lineage: Eukaryota; Metazoa; Chordata; Actinopteri; Cypriniformes; Cobitidae. Gene Ontology annotation, molecular function: cytokine activity; growth factor activity. The record is from RefSeq and is a predicted model, not a curated record.